GCGCGCAGGACCUGGCUUGCCUAGAGGGCACCCCUGACCUUGGUCUCGCCCUGGUUCCAGGUCUGUGCCAGGACCAUGGGCGCCACGCUGGGCACUGGCUUUCGGCUGGCCUCCUUCCCUCGCGUAGCCUGCGGCACCCUUCGGCGCCAAGCACCCUCCGCGCUCUCCCAGGGUUGUCACUCCAAGUCUGGCCCGCCUCGCCCUGUACCCCUGAAGAAGCGCGGAUACGAUGUCACCAGGAACCCCCAUCUCAACAAGGGCAUGGCCUUCACUCUUGAAGAAAGGUUGCAGCUUGGCAUCCAUGGUCUGAUCCCGCCCUGCUUCCUCAGCCAGGACGUCCAGCUCCUCCGCAUCAUGAGAUACUACGAGAAGCAGCCGAGCGACCUGGACAAGUACAUCAUUCUCAUGACUCUCCAAGACCGCAACGAGAAGCUCUUCUACCGGGUACUGACCUCAGAUGUGGAGAAGUUCAUGCCCAUUGUGUACACACCCACCGUGGGCCUGGCCUGUCAGCAGUAUGGCCUGACCUUCCGCCGACCUCGUGGGCUGUUUAUCACCAUUCAUGACAAGGGCCACCUUGCAACAAUGCUGAACUCUUGGCCAGAGGACAAUAUAAAGGCUGUGGUGGUGACUGAUGGAGAGCGCAUACUGGGUUUGGGAGACCUGGGCUGCUAUGGCAUGGGCAUCCCUGUGGGCAAGCUGGCCCUGUACACCGCCUGCGGAGGAGUGAACCCACAGCAGUGCCUUCCUGUCCUGCUGGAUGUCGGCACCAACAAUGAGGAGCUUCUCAGAGACCCUCUGUACAUUGGCCUGAAACACCAACGCGUCCGUGGGAAGGAGUAUGAUGACCUCCUGGAUGAAUUCAUGCAGGCUGUGACUGAUAAGUUUGGAAUAAAUUGCCUCAUUCAGUUUGAAGACUUUGCCAAUGCCAAUGCCUUCCGUCUGCUCAACAAAUACCGCAAUAAGUACUGUAUGUUCAACGAUGACAUCCAAGGCACAGCCUCUGUAGCUGUGGCAGGGAUCCUGGCUGCUCUGAGAAUCACCAAGAACAAGCUCUCCAACCAUGUGUUUGUUUUCCAGGGUGCAGGUGAGGCAGCCAUGGGCAUCGCUCACCUCCUUGUCAUGGCCCUGGAGAAAGAAGGCAUACCCAAGGCAGAGGCCACAAGGAAAAUCUGGAUGGUGGAUUCCAAGGGUCUCAUUGUCAAGGGUAGGAGCCACCUGAACCAUGAGAAGGAGAUGUUUGCCCAAGACCAUGCUGAAGUCACCUCCCUGGAGGAGGUGGUGAGGCUGGUGAAGCCCACAGCAAUUAUAGGUGUUGCUGCCAUCGCAGGAGCCUUCACGGAGCAGAUUCUGAGGGACAUGGCCUCCUUCCAUGAGCGCCCUAUCAUCUUUGCCCUGAGCAACCCCACCAGCAAGGCUGAGUGCACAGCUGAGAAGUGCUACCGGGUCACCGAGGGUCGAGCGAUCUUUGCCAGUGGAAGUCCUUUUAAGAGUGUGACUCUAGAAGAUGGCAGGACAUUCAUUCCUGGUCAGGGAAACAAUGCCUAUGUGUUUCCUGGGGUAGCACUGGGCGUCAUCGCCGGUGGGAUCCGACACAUCCCAGAUGAAAUCUUCCUCCUGACAGCAGAGCAAAUUGCUCAAGAAGUAUCUGAGCAGCACCUGUCCCAGGGGAGACUGUACCCACCACUCAGCACCAUCCGAGAUGUGUCACUGAGAAUUGCAGUCAAAGUCCUCGACUAUGCGUACAAACACAACCUGGCCUCCUACUAUCCAGAGCCCAAGGACAAGGAGGCUUUUAUCAGAUCUCUGAUCUACACUCCAGACUAUGACUCCUUCACACUAGACACCUACAGUUGGCCUAAGGAAGCUAUGAAUGUUCAGAAGGUCUGAUGCAGUCUCCUGGGCUUUUGGGGGAGCUGAAUGAAGAAAUACAAUAUAAACAGGUUCCAAAAUGGCCA
Molecule: messenger RNA, 1958 nt
Organism: Acomys russatus (golden spiny mouse)
Lineage: Eukaryota; Metazoa; Chordata; Mammalia; Rodentia; Muridae
Gene: Me3
Product: malic enzyme 3
Exons: 14
Coding region: 76-1890 (604 amino acids)
Biological process (GO): malate metabolic process; pyruvate metabolic process
Cellular component (GO): mitochondrion
Molecular function (GO): NAD binding; malate dehydrogenase (decarboxylating) (NAD+) activity; malate dehydrogenase (decarboxylating) (NADP+) activity
Source: RefSeq, a predicted model, not a curated record